AGCUAGCACUUCCUUCUUAACAACACCAAGAGUUGCUUGCAAGUUACAAGGUGAUGAGAGGCAGCAAGGAAACACAAACACACACACGCACACAGAGACAUGGGAUCCUUGGGCCCUGCCGUGAGCGUGAGCAUGGCCAAGGCCAACGGCGGCAAGGUGGCCGUCGGCGGCCAGAAGCAGCAGCAGAGCGGCACGUUCAGCUGCGGCUUCCAGAUGCCGCUGCACUACCCGCGGUACAGGAAGGCGGACUACGAGGCGAUGCCGGAGUGGCGCGUCGACUGCCUGCUCCGAGAGUACGGCCUCCCUGUCACAGGCGACAUCGAGGAAAAGAGGAGGUUCGCCAUGGGCGCCUUCCUCUGGCCCGGCCAGUAUUGAUUCACCUUGUUACAUGAGUAUUACAUAUUUUCAUUCGGAGCAGAGGCCGAUCAGCAAGCUACCGCCUAGCAGAGACUGAUCAGCAAUGGCAGCAGCAACAUCACGUCUCCAUGACCAUGUAUGAAGAAGACCUCGCGAUAUUAUAUUUCUAUCUAUAUCUAUAUCUAUAUUUAUACCUACUAUUAAAGGGAAUAAGUAUUCUUGGUU
Triticum dicoccoides is the source of this 582-nucleotide messenger RNA. RefSeq lists its product as uncharacterized. The record is from RefSeq and is a predicted model, not a curated record. Lineage: Eukaryota; Viridiplantae; Streptophyta; Magnoliopsida; Poales; Poaceae. The coding region runs from base 100 to 375 and encodes 91 amino acids. The transcript has a single exon.